Messenger RNA from Pteronotus mesoamericanus, 610 nucleotides. Its product is annotated as thioredoxin domain-containing protein 9-like. NCBI's taxonomy places the organism in Eukaryota, Metazoa, Chordata, Mammalia, Chiroptera, Mormoopidae. The record is from RefSeq and is a predicted model, not a curated record. The transcript is spliced from 2 exons. Gene Ontology annotation, biological process: microtubule cytoskeleton organization. Gene Ontology annotation, cellular component: cytoplasm. The coding region runs from base 1 to 534 and encodes 177 amino acids.
AUGGUUGAAAUGUCUUUCAAGAGAGCUCAGCAGCAGAAACAAGAAUGGCUUGCGAAAGGACAUGGGGAAUACAGAGAAAUCCCUAGUGAAAGAGACUUUUUUCAAGAAGUCAAAGAGAGUAAAAAAGUGGUUUGCCAUUUCUACAGAGACUCCACAUUCAGGUGUAAAAUAUUAGACAGACAUUUGGUGAUACUGUCCAAGAAACAUCUGGAGACCAAAUUUUUGAAGCUGAAUGUGGAAAAGGCACCUUUCCUUUGUGAGAGACUAAGGAUCAAAGUCAUUCCCACACUAGCACUUGUAAAAGAUGGAAAAACACAAGAUUACGUCGUUGGAUUUACUGACCUAGGAAAUACAGAUGACUUCACCACAGAAACAUUAGAAUGGAGGCUUGGUUGUUCUGAUAUUCUUAAUUACAGUGGAAAUUUAAUGGAGCCACCAUUUCAGAGCCAAAAGAAAUUUGGAACAAACUUCACAAAGCUGGAAAAGAGAACAAUCCGAGGAAAGAAAUAUGAUUCGGACUCUGAUGAUGAUUAGAGAGCAGUUAUAAUUGUUUGUAAAUUGUCUUUAUUUCUGCUUACUUUAGAAUUAGAUGUGUUUUAUAAAUUCUGUU